Orbicella faveolata is the source of this 2551-nucleotide messenger RNA. RefSeq lists its product as uncharacterized. NCBI's taxonomy places the organism in Eukaryota, Metazoa, Cnidaria, Anthozoa, Scleractinia, Merulinidae. The record is from RefSeq and is a predicted model, not a curated record.
UCCCCUAGAUCCGCCACUGCUUUCUGCCAAGAAGUUACAAAAGAUGCUAAGAGGUUUCAAAAUAUCUGUAGGGGUAUGAAUAAUUUGGGCCCGUUGGAUCCUACAUCUUGUUGCGUGAAACCAUUAACUGGACAACAAACAUAGAAGGCAUCAAUUACUUGUUUGUUUGUUACGGAAGUCGUUCACGCUCAUGAAUGCUUUUAUAUACUCUUGGUCUUUUAGACGAGGUUGCAGCAGCGUACUAAAGAGCUUUUACCAUUUCGGCCAUUGUGUUGUGCUUUGGUUAAUUUAAACAGUGUCAAAACAAGUUCCAAAAGUAAUAUCUCCGCAUUAUGUAAAGGGAAAAAAGGAAUUAUGAUAUUAGAAAAAUUGGACUAGAUUUAAUUAGAAUUCAAUAUUACAGGUUACUUCCUUGUAGCGAUGAGCACGCACGCUAAUUAGCCGUCAUUUUCUUAGAAAGUUUAAAAUAGCAAUAACAAUGUCUGUUAGGAAAUAUGACAGAAAUCUCCUCAGUCGAUGCAGUUCCCAUGAAACGUAACACUGAUUGACCUCGUAUCAACUUCCAUGAAAUGAGGAAGCAAUGUGGCGCAGUUCCAGUCAGUUGGCCAUGCAAAAGUUACCCUUGUAAUCGCCAAAGUUAAUUAAAGCCCUGUUUUCGAAAAUAAAUUGACCGAGUAAUAUGACCUUAGCCCUGUUAGUCAGCCGUUACGUGUACUAAAUUUUGUUAGUGAGGACUGUAAGACCGUCAGCUGGCGAGAUGACAAUCAAACAAGGAAGAGAUUAAUACAUCUCACGCAAUUGUUGUUUUAACACUAUAUCAGUAAUCAUUGAGUCAUUUCAUGGUGUACAACUGAUUACCUUUAAAUAGAAGGGUGCAUCCGAAAUAAUAUUUUACUGAAGUGGCAAAAUAAAACACCAAACGGGCACACAAAGCUAAUGAACAGGAAUGAUAAACAUUGCGAAAGAUUAAGACAUGCACAACCAGUACGGGGAGACUCGGAACUUGAAAUGUUCAGGCUAACUACGCUAUCUGGUAUGUUGUUCGCUUUGCUUGAGUUGCAUGCCUGUAAAUAAUCCAGAGACUGCGUGUUUAUCUUGGGUAAACAUACCUUUUGGUGUUACACACACCUGUAUAGCUUACAUAAAGAGACUGUUAUCUGCCCAUCCAUCUAGGCGAAAACGUGUUCCAGAUGAAAACAAGUCACUUGACAUUCGCUACCGCUUUAGACAAGGAAAUCACGAUUGCACACACUAGUGUCAUCACUUGCUGCAUAAAAACCAAGUAAAUGAUGUUUUUGUACGCGCACGCUGAAGAAAAUACAAACGACUUUUUGCGGAACGUAAACCGAUCACACUUGUUGGAAUGAGGAAGCCUUACCGAUCGAUGAGAUCAGUAUAAAAGUGAUCCAUCUGCAAUUGAACUGACUGUCAAGACAGCCUAAGAACUGUGUUAAGAUGUCUCUUUCAACUGGUUCCAUUCUCUCGAAAUUACUUCUAGUCGCAGGAACUCUAUGCUCUGUGAUGGCAAGCUCGGAUUUAAGAGCUUCAGUUCCGCAAGGCCUUCGGCUGACAGCUUACUCUGAGAAGCAAGUCAAAGGUUGCUACAACUACAAUCAAACCCUGGGAAUUUGCUUUGAUGUCCGCAAAAGCUCCAUGAAAUUACUGAAGACGGCAGGCGAAAAAAUCGUGUUUUACAUGGACCUUGGUCCAAACAUGUUCUACUACCAGGUUGUAGACCAAGGAUUUAUCGGGCACGGACCAUCGCUGAUUUAUGUGCCCGAUAACAUUCCAAAAGUACCGCAGGUGCUGCGCGAGUUUCUAGCGAUGAAGCAAAACGAUGAAGAAACACCCCAAGAACUCGAGUUGCUGAAGUUCCAUUAUCAAGAAGUCGUCAGCGAGCUGCACUAUGUUCCAGAGAUUCAUCUUUUGGAACUGGUGUCAGUAGCACUAAGUGACAACUCCACCAACUGGGAAAUUCUACAGCGAUUUCGUGUCCUUUGGUUCAAUCUCCUGAAGACUUCGGACAUUCAGAGUCCAGCAGAACUGGGAGCUGCGCAUGAUUCAGAUGAUGAAACCACUGAUCAGCACGGCAAAAGAAAGAGGCGAUGCAGUUUGGCAAGUGAUCCCGGUAAUGACAAUUGUCAGGGCAUGUGUGGUAAAGGAUGUUCGUGUUGGUCCUUUGUCUGUGGGGAUUGCUGUUUUCACCGAGGGUGUUACGAGCACGAUAAGUGCUGCGAAAAAAGGUUUUUCAGCACUUACUGUCUCACGCCAUUUUUUCAUUCCUUCCAUUGUUAUGGAUUUGGCGGUUAUCCCAAAUGCCUGCGCGGAAAUUUUUGGGGCAAAUAAGAGAUGACAUAAGCUUAGUUUGCAGUACUUUACACGUGAAAAGCAAUUUAGUUUAGAUUAGUUUUCGGCUAGUCCAGUCCCUGAACUCUCCUUUCUUCCCACCUCAUAUAGGAGCUGAACCCGGGCGGGCGAAAAGGGAGACUCCAUUUUAUAGCUGGUUUUCACGUGACGUCACUAAAAUUCGAACUACAAAACUAUUGAUCUU